UACCUCAAGGCUGAGAGGAGAAGUGGUGGGAUAAUAGCGACCCACUACUUGUCCAUUCUUAUCAACCACGAACUUGGAAAAGUUCCACUGAAUAUCAUCACCAAAAAUUCCCCAUUUCCCCCGACUUCAAGAAUUUGUACAAAGGAGCAGAGUUGUCCCCAUUCCCUUAUGAAAGAUGGGGAAUUCAGAUUUGAAGCCAGAGCAGACAAAAUCCACAAUUUUAUCAUUGCUUUCUGGUUCUUGCUUACCAAAUUGGUUACAUGGAAAUGCCAGAAUCUCCAGGCAAUUGAUUCAGCUCCGUAUAAUUGGAGUUGGUCAAGCCGCUGUCUCAAUCCCAAACAUAUUGUAAAUUUUCUCAACAUUUAUAACAUUAGCUGUGAGAGUAGUUACUGAAAAGAAUAGAAAAGAUGAAAAUAUCAAGGCUUUAAAUUAAUUAGAAGGCACAAUCAGGGAAAAAAAAAGAAGAAGUAACAAACACAGCACAGAUUAAGGAUAUCAUU
This is a messenger RNA of Glycine soja, 500 nucleotides long. RefSeq lists its product as uncharacterized. The record is from RefSeq and is a predicted model, not a curated record. The annotation marks the transcript as partial. NCBI's taxonomy places the organism in Eukaryota, Viridiplantae, Streptophyta, Magnoliopsida, Fabales, Fabaceae. The transcript has 3 exons.